Messenger RNA from Lycium barbarum (goji berry), 1572 nucleotides. RefSeq lists its product as uncharacterized. The record is from RefSeq and is a predicted model, not a curated record. The transcript has 7 exons. Lineage: Eukaryota; Viridiplantae; Streptophyta; Magnoliopsida; Solanales; Solanaceae. Bases 1 to 1572 code for a protein of 523 amino acids.
AUGUGUAUGAAGGAGGCAUACAUGUUCUUAACUGCCAUUGUACCGGGGCCACACAAUCCUAAACUAAAAAUUGAUGUUUAUCUGCAACCUCUAAUAAAGGAAUUGACUUUGUUGUGGGAGACAGGUGUAGAAGCAUUUGACAUCUCAAAAAAGCAAAACUUUCAAUUAAGGGCAGCUUUGAUGUGGACAAUCAAUGACUUUCCAGCAUAUUCUAUGUUAUCAGGAUGGAGUACAGGUGGCAACAUAUCAUGUCCUUAUUGUAUGGAGGAAACACAAUCAUUCAGCUUAAAACAUGGUGGGAAAACAACUUGGAGAGAUCGUAAAAACAUUCUUAAAGGUCAUACUGUUACAAGGCCACCACCUACCGUUAGAACAGGAGAAGAAAUUUUGAAUCAAAUUUGUGAGUUGGGGAUAAGAAAAGUAACUGAGUUAGAUGCACAAGAAGUUAAUAAGAGGAUAUGUAAUUCAUGCGGAUGGAAAAAACGAAGCAUCUUUUGGGAUUUGCCUUAUUGGAGUUCUAACUUGAUACGACAUAAUCUUGAUGUCAUGCAUAUUGAGAAGAAUGUCUUUGAUAAUGUGUUUAACACUGUUCUUAAUGUUGUUGGCAAAACCAAAGACAAUCUGAAAGCACGUCUAGAUAUUGCAAAAAUAUUGCGAUCGACCGCAGCACUUACAGAGUUGAGUUUGUUUUUUAAAGAUCUUACUUCAACUGUUCUUCGAGUGGUGGACUUGGAGAGAUUAGAGGUACACAUCCCACAGAUCUUGUGUAAGUUAGAAUGCAUAUUCCCCCCGGGUUUCUUUAAUUCAAUGGAACAUUUACCCGUGCACCUGCCAUAUGAAGCACGAAUUGCUGGACCUGUACAAUACAGAUGGAUGUACCCUUUUGAGAGGUACCUUCGAACUCUUAAAAACAUGAUUGGGAACAAAGCUAGUGUUGAGGGUUCCAUUUGUGAAGCAUACUUGAUGGCGGAGUCAACACAAUUGUUUUCUCAUUAUUUUGAACCUCAUGUUAUCUCACGUCAUCAAAAUGUGGCCCGUAACAAUGAUGGUGGUGUUGUAGAAGAUAUUGAAAAGGAAAUCAUGUAUGUGCAACGUUUGCAAGAAGAGUUCCCGAAUCUAUCUCAAGAUCAAAUAGAUGAGAGUCUUGAAACAUAUUUUUCUAUAUGGUUCAAGGAAUAUGUUCGAUCCAAUCAUAUUGAGAACAAAUACAUGCGUAGUCUUGCUCAUGGACCAUUAAUAAGAGCAUAUACUUAUCCAAUGUGUUUUUUUAAUGGAUACAAAUUUCACACAUUACGUCGCGGUAGUGCUAGAUCAACAAUGAACAGUGGAGUUUGUAUCUCGGGUCCAAAUGUUGGCGAUUACUAUGGACGGAUACAAGAGAUUAUACAAGUGGAAUACCGUGAAGCACAUUUAAAGCAAACUACAUUAUUCAAGUGUGAAUGGUUUGAUCCAACUAUGAAUGUUGGUGUUAAGGAGCAUAAUCAGUACAAAUUGGUCGAUGUUAACCAUCGUCGUCGGUUUGACAAAUCUGAACCUUUUAUUCUUGCGAUGCAAGCAAAUCAGCUGUAUUGA